CCCAGUCACACCCUGUACUGCUCAAACUUGCCCGACAAGCUCCAAAAGGAUGACUUGAAGCGCGCUCUGUACAUGCUCUUCUCCGUCUAUGGCUCCAUCCUCGACAUCGUCGCCAUGAAGACCUCGAAAAUGCGCGGCCAAGCCCACGUCUUGUUCCGCGACGUCUCAUCCAGCACACAAGCCAUGAGAGCUCUACAAGGCUUCGAGUUCUUUGGCAAGGAGAUGAGAAUCACAUACUCGGCGACAAAGUCUGACACACUUGCCAAACUCGACGGCACUUACAAACAGCCUCCUCCUCCUGAAGCCCCUGCCGCAGCACAGCCAAACAGUCUCCAGCAGUCAAUCUUCUCAGGUGCUCCAGGCGCCUCUACUGCUCCUGGGGCCACUGCCCCGCUAGCUCCGCCUCCAACAAUCGACCCGGCUGCCAGUGUCCCUGCCCAAACAGCUGGUGUGAAGCGACCCAGGGACGAAAGCGAUGACGGAAAAGAGGAAGAAGCUCCUAUGGAUAUGGACGAUGAAGCCAUGGAAGAGAGCGACGAUGAAUAG
This is a messenger RNA of Aureobasidium namibiae CBS 147.97, 546 nucleotides long. RefSeq names its product RNA-binding domain-containing protein. The transcript has 2 exons. Gene Ontology annotation, molecular function: RNA binding. The annotation marks the transcript as partial. Lineage: Eukaryota; Fungi; Ascomycota; Dothideomycetes; Dothideales; Saccotheciaceae. The record is from RefSeq and is a predicted model, not a curated record.